AUUGCACGAUCACUUAUUCUGUAAUCAGUGAUUGGUAUGAACCACGAAAAUCGCGAUGUAUCAUCGGCACCGGCUAAUUGCUGUAUCAGGAUGAGAGCGUCCGCUCUGUCAAACACAUGUGCCAGGAUCAGAAGGACACGUGCCAUGCCGAUUUUCAUAUCCCACUUCCUUUUAAUAGUUCUUAGUUUUCUAUCGCUUGCUUAUUGUGAUUAUACGACUACUGACGGACCCACCACAACGCCGGAACCACCUAUCACAUGGUUUGAUUGCCCUGACCAAUAUUCUUAUCACCCACAUCCAGCAAAUUGUACCCAAUACAUCAUUUGCGUUUUUGGGAAAGCUUAUUUAAGAGCUUGCGAAGGAGGAUUGAACUGGAACGAUCAGCUGAAGAUUUGCGACUGGCCUAAUCCCAAAACAACAUGUCAACAAGUCGACGAAAAUACUGCCUACCGACCGGUAGCUUCGCCGACCGUCACCGCUCCGCCGUUAUCCGAUGACGAUAAUUCACAAAGAGACGAUUACCAAACAGAAACACAGGGCCGCUACCGUGGAUCGCAAGGUUUCAGUCAUUUUAAGCCGGAUGAAGACGCUGCAAAGGAUCAGCUAACAUCAUUCGCCGGGAAAAAAGUCGUGUACUUCGACGCACCGACGGAUGCAAGUAAUGGAGACGCAUCUGCAUCCGAUAACUCAUUGGGCUCUACCAAACCCGACGGUGACGACGGCGGGCAGCCGGCUCCUGGUCAAGACAUGUACAGCAGUGAGCAAAGGGCACCUCCAAAGAAAAAAUCUGCAGGACCUCAAGUGAUGCCCAUUGGUCAGUUAAGCGGCUUUUCAUCCGCCAAUCGUGGCGCGCCACAACGAAUGAGUUCAUGGGAUACCGGAAACGAUGAUUUUCCACAAGGAGACGGUCCAGAUUCGCAACAAGCUCCAAUGACCCCACCUGCUCCGCCGGCCGGUAAACCAAAGAGAGGUAGAGCACCAAUGAGCGCUCAAGCCAGUUCGCCAUCCGGUGGUAAUCCUCCACCAUGGGCGCAAGUGGCGCUGCAACGCAAAAAGGGCGGGGCGUCAUCGUACACGCCUCCCGAUGAUGCGGCUCAGGAUAUCCCAGCACCAAUCAAAAGCCAACCGCCCAAAGGCAACCGUAUGGAUCCGCCUCCGUGGUUGCAACAACAAAAACCAAGUGGUCGCAGCCCGCCUCGCAACGCGGCUCGGAACCGUGGCCCAGAUGCAGCGGCGAACGGCGAUGAAACAGAAGCCAGUCUGAACCGUCCGCAGAACAAUUUCCCGCCCAAACAAACAUCCGGUGCUCAACGAGAUUACCAACCUCCGCCGCGCCGAACCAGCCAACCAGACCAAAAUAAUCGCAAUGCACCGUCCGAUAACCGCAGGAUUAUGCCGCAAACGUACCAACCCGACUCCGACAACCAGGUCAACGACGGCCCGCCUCCACGUAGUUCUCAGCAAGCUCCUUCACAAGGGUUUAUUCCAAACGCACCACCUCGGUCAAGACAACCGCCACAAGGCGCUGCACAAAGUGCUCCACGACGAGCGUCGCCCAGUUCCGAACCGACGAGCUACCAAGGAAACAUGCUUGGAAACUCCAAGCCAAGGUCACAGCCACCGCCGAAACCCUCCAAUCGACGCGGCCCUACGGAUUUCAGCAGUAAUGAUGCCGGUGCUGAUUUCUCUUCCCGAAGACAGCAACGCCCUGUUUUUGGAGAGGAUCAAGCAAAUCCACAGGACAGACCAAGAUUUCCCAAUCCCGCAAGCACCAACAGCGAUGACGAAUCCAGCUCAUCGCUGGCCAUGGGGCAACCUGAACGAAUAAAUUCUAGACCGCCUCCUAAAGUGAGCAGAAUGCCGCCGCCACCGUCUCGACAGGUAUCGGGCGACGGUGACGACGAAAGUCAGAGUAUUCCAAGUCGUUUUGGACCCCCCGCCUCGCAGUCGGACGAUCAGAUGCAGCAGCCGCGCCCAUUCAGUCAACAACGAAACGGCCCGCCCAGCUCCAGUUCCAAACAACGAAGCUCCCAAAGCCGACAGCGUCCUCCGACUUCUCAACCGCAACAAGUGUUUUCGAGAGCACAGUCCAGUAGUUUUAGUUCGGACGGCGAUUCUGAGCAAUGGAGCAGCGGGUUUUCCAAACAAUCACAAAGGUCACCACAACCCGUUAAGCAGUUCGGAAGCAACCCAUCAGUUCUCGACGAGGUUAACGAUGGGCCGAGCAAAAUCGGAGCCCACACCGAUGAGGAUAGCGGUCCCGAUGGACCGAGCAGCUUUGAUAUUCCCAAACGUAUUUGGGGAUUCGGCAGCAGAGGACAGGGAGGAGGGCCACCGGAUAUGUUCGGACCGCCGCCGCAGCCACCAGGAUUUGGAGUGUUUUCUGGUGAUUCCGGGGAUGAUCAGCCAUCCGGGUCAAAUUUCGACUUUCACAGAUAUAGGGAAUUCUACGAGGGGAUUUAGGUGGUUUGGGUAAUAAAAUUGGUACGUUGAUUGACAGGUUAAAAAAUUCUUAAGCAAUUAAGCAUGCGCGUGGUCGAAGUAACGCUAUACAUGCAACUGCAUACCAAGAAGCAGUUUUUACUCUACCCUAAGUCUACAAAUGCAGCAAUAACUUUCAGAACAUUUAUUGAAUUAUUGGUAGCGUAAUUGUAUUGUAUCGAUAUCAUUUUGUGCUGGGUUCCUUUUUGCUGUACUUUUCUCAUAAAAUGUGCAGUGCCGGUGUCCUUGUGUUCUUCUUUGCAUGUAAAAGAAGUGCGAAAUACCGUCUGGAUUAUGCUUACAAUUAUUUACGGAUGCAUGGUUGCUCAAUCUUACUUGUAUAGAAGCAUACCUUAUGUGUUGUAACCAGAAUCUCGACCUUGUUUCAGAUGUUUCUGCAGUAUAACAAGGCUUAUCGG
Paramacrobiotus metropolitanus is the source of this 2900-nucleotide messenger RNA. RefSeq names its product nucleolar and coiled-body phosphoprotein 1-like. The record is from RefSeq and is a predicted model, not a curated record. Lineage: Eukaryota; Metazoa; Tardigrada; Eutardigrada; Parachela; Macrobiotidae. Gene Ontology annotation, cellular component: extracellular region. The transcript is spliced from 7 exons. Gene Ontology annotation, molecular function: chitin binding. Bases 37 to 2463 code for a protein of 808 amino acids.